This is a messenger RNA of Aspergillus welwitschiae, 1095 nucleotides long. Its product is annotated as putative protein kinase. The coding region runs from base 1 to 1095 and encodes 364 amino acids. Gene Ontology annotation, molecular function: protein kinase activity; ATP binding. The record is from RefSeq and is a predicted model, not a curated record. Gene Ontology annotation, biological process: protein phosphorylation; regulation of mRNA processing; spliceosomal complex assembly. The transcript has 6 exons. Lineage: Eukaryota; Fungi; Ascomycota; Eurotiomycetes; Eurotiales; Aspergillaceae.
AUGUGCUCCAUGGCCUGGUGUAACCUAAAGAUCACGUUGCCAGCCGCGGAACUCAUUGAAGAAGAGUGCACUCCACGGUAUACGCCAAACCACUAUUACCCAGUCCGCCUCUACGAGAUUCUCAACGACAGGUACCAAAUUACUGCCAAACUUGGUUGGGGUACUAGCUCAACGGUCUGGCUGGCUCGUGAUCUGAAUCCAUGGCGUUGGUGUUCAGCACGUUACCUUGCUGUCAAGAUAAAGGCGAAUAACUAUGCAACUAAAGAAGAUGCCGAGAGAGAUGUUCGCAUCACAGAAAAGAUUACGCACGCAAACCCACAACAUGUAGGCCGAAAUUUCGUCAGCACGUUGCUCGAUUCCUUUGAUGUGCCAGGCCCUCAUGGUCUUCAUGUCUGCCUGCUAUUCGACCCCUUAUGUGAGCCUCUAUGGAUGCUCAAACAGCGAUUCCAUGGCGAUGUACUUCCAUUGGAUGUUUUCAAGCCAGUUGCUAAAUUGAUUCUGGAAGGCCUUGGCUACCUCCACUCUCAAUGCCACAUUGUCCAUACAGACUUAAAAUCCGACAAUAUUCUCAUGGCUCUCCAAGACCACUCUAUACUUGAUAAAGUUUCUCAGGAUGAGAACAAAGAACCACUGCCUCAAAAGCAACUCGAGGAUCGAACAAUAUGCGUUUCGAGAAAUCAUUUCGGCGUGGAGGCAAAUGGCUUGGGCAGACCAAUGAUUACUGAUUUUGGACUGGCUAUAGAUGGGUCUCGGGCCCAUUACCAUCCCAUUCAACCGGACAGUUUCAGAGCCCCAGAGGGGUUAAUCUUGGGGCAGGAAGCUCAUCUGGCUCGCAUAAAAUCAGUACUUGGAACUCCACCUGUGGAUAUGCUUCGCGAAGCGAAAUAUAGUUCUCGAUACUUUGACGCCGAAAGGAGAUUUAAGCAUCCGGAAUUGAUAUCAGAGAGCGGAGGAUUUGAGAAGAUUCUUUCUGGCGUUGAAGGUGACGACAAGCAGGCUUUCCUUGAUUUAGUAUCGCGAAUGCUCCGGUGGCGAGCAGAUGAGAGAGACACUGUGCAAGGGUUACUCUCGGAUCCUUGGUUUCAGGGGUUGUAG